Molecule: messenger RNA, 8387 nt
Organism: Oncorhynchus tshawytscha (Chinook salmon)
Lineage: Eukaryota; Metazoa; Chordata; Actinopteri; Salmoniformes; Salmonidae
Gene: trpm3
Product: transient receptor potential cation channel, subfamily M, member 3
Exons: 25
Coding region: 166-5331 (1721 amino acids)
Biological process (GO): monoatomic cation transmembrane transport; protein tetramerization
Cellular component (GO): membrane
Molecular function (GO): monoatomic cation channel activity
Source: RefSeq, a predicted model, not a curated record
AAGGAAGGGCUGAGCUGCCGGGGGACCAAAACAAAGGUGGUGGUCUGGUGUUAGGGGUCAUGCUCUGCCGGGAUCUGAGUUGUUCUAUUUGGCCGGAGACUCUGCUGCUUUGCCCCCUCCAAAGGGCUCUUUUCUUGGAAAAGCCAGGCGGGAGGAGCGGGAACCAUGAACCAGCAGCUGGAUGCUCCGCGGCCAAUCAACUGGACCAUUAGGAAACUGUGCGCUGCAGCCUUCCUACCAUCUGUACGCCUGCUCAAGGCACAGAAAUCGUGGAUUGAGAGAGCCUUCAACAAGAGAGAAUGUGUUCAUAUCAUAGUGAGUGCCAAAGACCCCCAUAGGUGCUGCUGUGGCCGUCUGAUUGGUCAGCACGUUGGCCUGCCCCCCGGCAUCUCCUCCAGUCAGAAUGACAAGACGGAGCGUCUGGCUAAGAAUGACAGCCUAUCAGAGAAAUGGUCAAUCAGCAAACACACCCAGCUCAGCCCCACCGACGCCUUCGGAACCAUUGAGUUCCAGGGAGGGGGCCACUCCAACAAAGCCAUGUAUGUGCGUGUGUCCUACGACACCAAGCCAGACCUCCUGCUGCACCUGAUGACCAAGGAGUGGCAGCUGGACCUUCCCAAGCUGCUCAUCUCGGUGCAUGGGGGCCUGCAGAACUUUGAGUUGCAGCCCAAACUCAAACAGGUCUUUGGCAAGGGCCUCAUCAAGGCUGCAAUGACAACCGGAGCCUGGAUCUUCACCGGCGGGGUCAACACAGGGGUGAUCCGGCAUGUGGGUGAUGCGCUAAAGGACCAUGCCUCUAAAUCUCGGGGGAAGAUCUGCACUAUUGGCAUCGCCCCCUGGGGCAUCGUGGAGAACCAGGAGGACCUGGUGGGAAAAGACGUGGUCCGACCGUACCAGACCAUGUCCAACCCACUGAGCAAGCUGACCGUGCUCAACAGCCUGCACUCCCACUUCAUCCUGGCCGAUAAUGGGACCACAGGGAAGUACGGUGCUGAGGUCAAACUCCGCAGACAACUGGAGAAACACAUCUCCCUGCAGAAGAUCAACACACGUAUUGGUCAGGGAGUGCCGGUGGUGGCUCUGAUAGUGGAGGGGGGUCCUAAUGUGAUCUCCAUCGUGUUGGAGUACCUGAGGGACACUCCGCCUGUCCCCGUGGUGGUGUGUGACGGGAGCGGGCGUGCCUCAGACAUCCUGGCAUUUGGACACAAGUACUCCGAGGAGGGAGGGAUCAUAAAUGAGACUCUGAGGGACCAGUUGCUGGUGACCAUACAGAAGACAUUCACGUACAGCCGGACCCAAGCCCAACACCUCUUCAUCAUCCUCAUGGAAUGCAUGAAGAAGAAGGAGUUGAUAACAGUUUUUCGGAUGGGGUCUGAAGGACACCAGGACAUUGACCUGGCCAUUCUCACUGCUCUGCUUAAAGGAGCCAACGCAUCGGCUCCUGACCAGCUCAGCCUGGCCCUGGCCUGGAACCGAGUAGACAUCGCUCGCAGUCAGAUCUUCAUCUAUGGACAACAGUGGCCUGUGGGUUCUCUGGAGCAGUCUAUGCUGGAUGCCCUGGUGCUGGACAGAGUGGACUUCGUCAAGCUGCUGAUCGAGAACGGAGUGAGCAUGCAUCGCUUCCUCACCCUCUCCAGACUGGAGGAGCUCUACAACACGAGACAUGGACCAUCCAACACUCUAUACCACCUGGUCAGAGACGUCAAAAAGGGUAACCUCCCACCAGAUUACCGCAUUAGUCUCAUUGACAUUGGAUUGGUCAUCGAGUACUUGAUGGGCGGAGCUUACCGAUGCAACUACACCAGGAAGAGGUUUAGAACGCUGUAUCAUAACCUCUUUGGACCCAAACGACCCAAAGCCCUGAAACUGCUGGGGAUGGAGGAUGACAUGCCGAUCCGAAGGGGUCGUCAGAAGACUACGCGGAAGCGGGAGGAGGAAGUGGACAUUGACCUGGACGACCCUGAGAUAAACCACUUCCACUUCCCCUUCCAUGAGUUGAUGGUGUGGGCUGUGCUGAUGAAGAGACAGAAGAUGGCACUGUUCUUCUGGCAGCACGGGGAGGAGGCCAUGGCUAAAGCCCUGGUGGCUUGUAAGCUGUGUAAGGCCAUGGCCCACGAGGCCUCCGAGAACGACAUGGUGGACGACAUCUCACAGGAGCUCAACCAUAACUCCAGUGAGUUUGGCCAGCUAGCCGUUGAGCUGCUGGACCAGUCUUACAAGCAGGAUGAGCAGAUGGCCAUGAAGCUGCUAACCUACGAGCUGAAGAAUUGGAGUAACGCCACCUGCCUUCAGCUGGCUGUGGCCGCCAAGCACCGCGACUUCAUCGCCCACACUUGCAGCCAGAUGCUGCUCACCGACAUGUGGAUGGGACGGCUGCGCAUGCGCAAGAACUCUGGACUUAAGGUGAUCUUGGGCCUGCUGCUGCCUCCGUCCAUCCUGAGUCUGGAGUUCAAGAACAAGGAUGAGAUGUCAUAUAUGCCCCAGGACCAGGACACUUACCUGCAGGAGAAGGAGGAGGAGCCUGAGAAGCCUGCCAAUGAGAAGGAAGAAGAGGACAUGGAGUUCACAGUAAGAUCCUACUGUGAGACGCAGUACAACUCCGUGGCCAUGCUGGGUAAGGUAAGCACGGAGGCGUCUCGUAAGAAGGGCGUGGGGGAGGUCCAGAAUAGACACCGGCUCAUCCCCAUGGGCCGGAAGAUCUACGAGUUUUACAACGCCCCCAUCGUCAAGUUCUGGUUUCACACAAUGGCCUAUGUGGCGUACCUGAUGCUGUUCAACUAUAUUGUGCUGGUGAAGAUGGACCUGUGGCCCUCACCGCAGGAGUGGAUAGUCAUCGCUUACAUCUUCACCAAUGGCAUCGAGAAGAUGAGAGAGAUUCUGAUGUCGGAGCCAGGGAAGCUGUUGCAGAAGGUAAAGGUGUGGCUUCAGGAGUACUGGAACAUCACGGACCUCAUGGCCAUCCUCAUCUUCUCUGUGGGCAUGGUGCUCCGCCUCCAGGAGCCGCCCCUCAUGAGUUACGGCCGGGUCAUCUACUGCGUUAACAUCAUCUAUUGGUACAUCCGGCUGCUCGACAUCUUUGGCGUCAACAAAUACCUGGGCCCCUAUGUCAUGAUGAUCGGCAAGAUGAUGAUUGACAUGAUGUACUUUGUGAUCAUCAUGCUGGUAGUGUUGAUGAGUUUCGGAGUGGCCAGGCAGGCCAUCCUGAAUCCCAAUGAGGACCCGUCCUGGAUGCUGGCUCGGAACAUCUUCUUCAUGCCUUACUGGAUGAUCUAUGGAGAGGUGUUCGCUGAUCAGAUCGACCCUCCAUGUGGCCAGAAUAUCACCACAGAGGACGGGCAUGUUGUGGCUCUGCCACCCUGUAAGACGGGAGCCUGGAUCGUUCCUGCCAUCAUGGCCUGCUACCUUCUGGUGGCCAACAUCCUGCUGGUCAACCUGCUCAUCGCUGUUUUCAACAACACCUUCUUUGAGGUGAAGUCCAUCUCCAACCAGGUGUGGAAGUUCCAGAGGUACCAGCUCAUCAUGACCUUCUACGAGCGGCCCAUCCUCCCCCCUCCCCUCAUCAUUUUCAGUCACAUGACCAUGGUCCUCAAGCACCUGUGCUGUCGCUGGCGUAAGCACGACGAUGACGAGAGAGACUAUGGGCUGAAGCUCUUCAUCACUGAAGACGAGCUGAAGAAAGUGCAUGACUUUGAGGAGCAGUGCAUCGAGGAGUACUUCCGCGAGAAGGAUGACCGCUUCAACUCCUCAAAUGACGAGAGGAUCCGAGUGACAUCAGAGAGAGUGGAGAACAUGGCCAUGCGCCUGGAGGAGGUGAAUGAGAGAGAACACUUCAUGAAGUCAUCUCUGCAGACCGUGGACAUACGGCUGGCCCAGAUGGAGGAGCUGAUUGGUCGGAUCGCUGUGGCUCUUGAGCGAGUCACAGGGGUGGAGCGGGGGGAGGUCAACAAGGCCCGCUCACGCACCUCCUCGGACUGCACAGACUCGGCCUACAUGCUGCGUCAGGGUGAGUGCCCAGAUGCGGCUUACAUCCUGCGCCAAAGCAGCUUCAACAGCCAAGAGGGGAACUCCUACCGGCUCAAUGAGGGUGCAGAGGGCUCCAUGUCUCCGCCCUCCCCCACCGGCCUGGCCACUCGCACACGCAGUCACUCCUUCUACGUGGGUGGAGGUCUUGAGCGAGCUGGGGCCGACAGGGCCGAAAGGGCCGACCGUUUCCUCAAGGAGCGCUCCUUCAGCCUGCACCGAGCCAAUAGCUCACAGUCGGUGGCCUCGGGUACCGCCCCCAAGGAGUCUAAGCCCCUCCCACUGGCCACGCUGUCCAUCUCCCAGCAGCACCGCCCCUCUUCCUGCAUCGACAUCUAUGUGUCGGCAUCCGAGGAGGCGGGGCCAGCCGAGGUCUUCUCGGACCCGCUGAGGAUGGGCCCUCCCCUCCGGCACGACUCUUCGCUCCACUCUGAGAUUAUGGAGGCGGUGCUGUCGAGCGGGAGGGACUACAGCGGAGGCAGCGGAUUGGGCGACAGACACUCGGAGGGUGGUGCAGUGUUCGAGGACAGCGCGGCUGCAGACCUGUCGCUAUGCUCCGCCCACCUUCUCCCAGAUAACACCAUGCCGACCUGGGACCUGGACCCCUCCCCACCCCCGUCAGCGGGGCCACUGGAGCGCUCCAAGAGCAGCCGCUACCUGUCCACUGGCGGCAGGGGCUACCUAGAAGAGACUCAGCUGGUCAAAUCUCACAGCCUCAUGUUUACACCGCGAGGCUGCUACGGAGGCCUAGGGGCAGGUGUUCAGGUCAAAGCGGCUGAGUACACCAGCAUCACCGACUGCAUAGACACCAGGUGUGUCUCCGCCCCUUACUCCACCGCAGAGCGCUCCCACUCCCCCGGAGGCUCCACCUCAUUCCCCUUCAAUAAGCCCCCGGACUUGGGCUCCUCCCACCCAGAGCGCGAGGCCGAGCUCAGCCACACAGAGUCAGACCCUGAAGACCCAGAGGACCUGGCCCCGGCCCCCGAGCCCCAUCGCAUGGGGAGGGGCUUAAGAGGGGCGAGUGGGACCCCAUUCUGCUCACCCUUCUCCAGAAUGGAACGAGCCAACAGCUGCUCCUCAGAUGACUCCUCCCACCCAUCAUUGGCCCCUCCUUCACACAGAAAAAGCCUGUCGGUCAGUGAGAGGAUGGAGAGGGGUGCAGACCGUGGGGUUCUGGGGGGACCCAGGAACCCCUUCCUGAGGAGCAAGUCAGGGGCACGGCCCGACACCAAGACAGACAGCCUUUCCAUGAGAAAGCUGACCACCCCCUCUGCGUUCAGCAGCUUCGACAGUAGACACAACUACACGUGACAAUGAUGAAGAAAACAGGACAGGGACAGGGCACACUCUGUUACUAUACAGGACCAUAGGGCCAGCCAGGGGUAAAGACAAGGGUCAUGGGGAGGGCUCCUACCAGUGUAAAACAAAGUGCUAUGAAGCUAGGGUAGUUCUUACCUCCUCCUGAAGCUGACUCUUGUUGUAUGUUUGGUGAUGGAGGGUAUGUGCCGUGUCUGUCUACCAUCUUUUUAGUCAAGUCAACACAUUGUUACUGUAAUGCAUCACGUCACAGAACACUGGUGUAGCCCAAAUAGAAAGUAUAAAAAUGAAAUCUCUGAUAGGACAGUUUAGUCAGUCUUUAGAAAAUAAUAAACUUGGCCACCUUGACAAUAUAAGACUGGAGGUCAGAAUUGUCACCUCAACCCAAAUUUCCUCAGGUUCCCUAGUUUCCUCUUUGCCCUUAAACUGCCCAUACUCAAGGAUAUGACUCUAUACUUCUGUGCUUCCACCACUGAAAUAGCACUCUGUCUUUCCACCACUGAAAUAGCACUCUGUCUUUCCACCACUGAAAUAGCACUCUGUCUUUCCACCACUGAAAUAUCACUCUGUCUUUCCACCACUGAAAUAGCACUCUGUCUUUCCACCACUGAAAUAGCACUCUGUCUUUCCACCACUGAAAUAGCACUCUGUCUUUCCACCACUGAAAUAGCACUCUGUCUUUCCACCACUGAAAUAGCACUCUGUCUUUCCACCACUGAAGUAGCGUUCAGUCUUUUCACCACAGACAUAGCACUGCAUGCUACAACAGUAGCAGCAGUAGUAACCUCAUCCCCAGGGUAAUUGUACAUACCGCAUAUAAGCCUGAAACACCACCGACUCAAAUCUGGCCUAUGUGGUAGUAAAAAAUAAAAACCACAAAAACAUUUUUGAUCUUAGCGAAUCACACGACUGGGCGUUGUGUCUCCUACGACGACGCUAGCAAGACGGAGAUGGGAAGUGCUCAGAGGGAGGUGAUUGAUUACAAAUAAAGCCAAUGGCUAUGGAUUAUAACUUUUUCCUGAUCUUUCUGUUGGGAUAAUGAAGGCCACGUUUAAAGUUUUGGUCCACCAGACUGUCCUAGCAUGCAUAAGCGACUUAAGCGGUCGCUUCCUGGGGGCCCCGACCCCCCAACAAAACUCAGUCUGGGAACUCAGUUGGGGUCUCAACCUACUGUUGAGAGAUAGAAUAGAAGAAUACACAGGGUGCAAGUUCGAAAUUUGGUUGUGCAUCAGCAGUUAUUUUUUUCUUGUUUUGUCAUUCACUGACAGUCAUUCAAUUAGCCGUGUCAGCUAACAAUUUUUAGAUUGAUAAGUUAGUCUAGCCAGUUAUCUAAACAGUGCCCAGGGGCCCAAAUUGAUUUUGUUAGUCACGCUCACUCAGAUAUCAUUAACAUUUCAUAAAUCAUGGCAAAAUGGGUAGAUUUGCAGGAAAUUAGAUUUAAAUUGCAAAAAUGUCUCUCUGCCCCAUGGCAAAAUGAGUAGAAUUGUAUGAAAUAUGUUAUAAAUUGCAACAUUUUAUCUCUGUCCCAUGCCAAAAUGUGUAGAACGGCAGAAAACAUACUUAAAAACUGCAAAAAGUUAUUGCUGCCCCAUGGCAAAAUCAGUAGAAUGCAUGAAAUGUGUUAUAAAUGUGCUACAUUUUCUCUCCGCCCCAUGGCAAAAUUUGUAGAAAAUGAAAUGUAAAAUUACUAAAAUUAUCUCCACUGUCAAGAGGGGGGCCACUAAACAUUUUGCCCUGUGUCAGAGCAUUGGGGGGGGAGUGUCUGCUGAACUAAAUUACAGCAGUAGUGACUAUAGUAAAACACAUGGACAACACAAAGUAAAACACAAAGACAAUGAGCAUUGUGCCGGUUGAAUUUCUAGACAUAAUAGGGCUCUAUUAUGUAUAAUGCAUGUCCCUGGUUUAAAAUCCAUGCACAUUGACAGUCAAGUAAUAUUGACUCAAUAGAUUUCAGGGGUCAAAAUCAGGGCAGUAAAAUCGAUUACCUACAGGACCUGAGUAACAGGGAAGAUGGGAAAUUUGAUUAAAUGUAGACUCAUCAUGUGCCUAUCUAUUUACUUGUUGUCCUAUCCCCAGUCACCCGGGCUUAGUGUCAUUGUGGCCUACAGUGUAAAGGUAUGAACAAAGUGUUAACACAUACACAUAGUCAUACAUGCACUCUAAUGCCAGCAAGGUGUGUGGAAUGGCUGAAGGAAAGCCAAAACAAUUAUUAUUAUUUCCCUUGGGUUAAAUCUGCUCAGUGCAAAACUAUAAACUGGGCACCAGAGGGGGCUGUGACCCUGUUUAAGGAGUCCUUCAUCUCAAGCAGUAAACCAAUGUUGAAAUUAGAACACAUCAAGAUCAGCCUUUUCAGCAAGAAAACAUCAAGCAUGUCUGGUAAUGGCAUUGCCCGUUCCUUUCAUUCCUCUGGCAGCAGCAUUUUGUUGCUUGGAUCUGACACCUGCUAGUCUCGGGUAGCCAGAUAUGGUAAACUACGAUCAUUGGAUCCAUACUUCCUACUUUGUUUGGACGUUCAUUCAUGAUUUAUUCUAUUCAAAUCGAAGCACCAGACUAACCAGAGUAAUCGUUUAGAAUGAUCUUCUGAAAACAGCAGAGAAUAGUCUGCACAACAUGUAAGAAUACAUAAUAGUGUACAUUGUAUGUGUAGGCUAGAAGAGAAUGGUUAGAGAACUGAAUUCCACAAGAUGGAGUUAUUUGAAACAUUUGCAAAAGAGUCAACUCUGUGAAUCAUAUGCAUUUUAAGAGACAUAGAGGCACCUUUCAAGUUGAUGUAAAUGGCAGAGAACCAGAUUUUUUUCAUUGCUUAAUUUAUUACAACUAAAAAUAUCUGACAGGAGUGGAAUACAUGUUACAACAUGUUUGUAAUAAUGGAACAUGAUGAGUAACAUUUACAUCACAGGUUCUCAAAUUAGUUCUUUUUUAUAUUUGAUCAUUAUUAAAUCACUUCAAUUUAAUUGCACUGCAAUUGUUUUGAUUGAUUAUAUUUGACUAUUUUGUUGCUUACAAUGAAUAAUUGAAUGGCUGUUUGAAAUACAAACAGAAUAUUUAUA